Impatiens glandulifera is the source of this 1057-nucleotide messenger RNA. RefSeq names its product pre-mRNA-splicing factor SPF27 homolog. Lineage: Eukaryota; Viridiplantae; Streptophyta; Magnoliopsida; Ericales; Balsaminaceae. The record is from RefSeq and is a predicted model, not a curated record. Gene Ontology annotation, cellular component: catalytic step 2 spliceosome; precatalytic spliceosome; Prp19 complex. The coding region runs from base 56 to 823 and encodes 255 amino acids. Gene Ontology annotation, biological process: mRNA processing. The transcript is spliced from 6 exons.
CUUGUUGAAUUGAUCGACGACCACACGGCCGACUUGCGAGCUAGCAAGAGAAAGAAUGUCGAAGGUGAACAAUGGAGACAUUCUAAUGCUCGAAGCUCCACCAGCAAUCGAGCCGCCGCGCUCUUCUUGGUCGGCUGCUGCUGAAAUGAUGGACGCUUUGCCUUACAUAGACGAUGACUAUGGCGAUCCAAGGGUGAAGGAUGAAGUAGACAGGUUGGUUGAGGAAGAGAUGCGUCGUAGUUCCAAAAAGCCUUCUGAUUUUCUCAAGGACCUUCCUCCUCUUCCUAACUCCAACUUCGAGAACCAUCCAAUGCUUGCUAGAGAAUAUGAGCGUGUCAGAGCUGGAAAACCUCCAGUUCCACUUGACAUGUCACGAUAUGGACUCGAGACACCAUCUGUCAAUAAGAGGAAUGACGAAACCGCUUGGAAGCAGGCACUUCAGAAAGCACAACGCUUACUACAACAUCAAGUAAUCAGGUUAGAGAACCUGGACCUGAUUUCAAAAUAUGGUUCUGAUGUUUGGAAGUUACACAACCAACGUCUGGAGGUACUUUUGUCCAGAGUGCAAGCAGAAACUGCUGAAAUAAAUGAAAAGAUAGAAGUGGUGAAUCGUGAAAGGAAAUAUCAGCAGCAAAAUGCUUCUUAUGAGCUCAAUGCUCUGUCAGCACAAUGGAAGGAGUUAUGUCAGAAAAACAUAGAAAUUCAAGCUGCCUGUGCUACAAUUGAGAAUCAUGUUGAGGAAAUGAAGAGAGAAGCUGCAGAGAGAGGUUGGAAUCUAGAGACUUUUGUUGACAAUGGUUCUUUGGCACGUCCAUCAGAAUGAGGUAUACAUGUUUCUAGGAUUCACAUUCAUGAAUAUUUGGGUGAAAUAUGGUGAUUGAGUAAGUAACUAUAAGAUGCAGUAUCAAUUUAAUUAUGAUUCAACUAAUGUCGAGAAUCUUUAGCCUACUGGAGAAAAGAUUUUUGUUAUUCAAUUCUUACUUAUAUAAUGAUCCCCUUUGUGGACUCUUUGCUUGAUGGAUAGUUGGAAUUUAGAUUAUCUUUUUUUGAGUUCUUA